AUGAAGUUCAAAACAAAAAAAAGAAAUAUGCAAGUACUAUUAAAAAAACUUAAAAUGAAAUUAUUAAUAAUUUCAUCAAUGAUGAUUCAGAUGAAGAUUAUAAACCUUAACAAUUAAAAAAUGUAGAAAAAGAUUAAGAAGUAACAUUGCCAAAGAUUAAUCUAAUAAUCUUAUAAAUGA
Paramecium pentaurelia is the source of this 180-nucleotide messenger RNA. NCBI's taxonomy places the organism in Eukaryota, Ciliophora, Oligohymenophorea, Peniculida, Parameciidae. The record is from the annotation of a GenBank genome assembly.